CACUCCCUCUUAUAUUAUUCUUCGUCCGCAUUUGACCAAAAUUAGCCUUCUCUCUUUAACGCUUACAGCCACCAAAACGCAGCCGUUUUAAGCCUCUCAUUUUCCAAUAUAACACUCGCCGGAGACAAUUUAACGGCGACGAUAGUAGACAAACUGUAAGAAUAAUCUCCGAUAAUGGAGACUGAAGUUCAAUCGAAUUUCACCUAUUUGGGAAGAACCUUCACAAAUCUCAGUAUUAACUCAAGUUCCUCAGCUUUCAGCGAUUGCAACAGUGAUAGAUCCGGCGAGUUUCCAACGGCUUCUUCACAAAGCCGGCGGCUAUUUUUGUCCUGCGCUUCCGAAAACUCCGAUGAAUUAAUCGAGCAACUUGUCUCCGGUCUCGAGUCAAGUUCAAUCGACGAGCAAAAGCAAGCAGCAACGGAGAUUAGACUCCUCGCGAAGAACAAACCGGAAAAUCGGAUCAAAAUAGCUCGAGCCGGAGCAAUCAAACCGUUGAUUUCGCUUAUCGCGUCCUCCGAUCCUCAGCUUCAGGAAAACGGCGUUACGGCAAUUCUCAACCUGUCACUUUGCGACGAGAAUAAGGAACUCAUCGCUGCAUCUGGAGCAAUUAAACCGCUGGUUCGAGCGCUUAAAAUUGGGAACUCUACAGCUAGAGAGAACGCGGCUUGCGCUCUUCUCCGGUUGUCGCAAGUUGAAGAGAACAAAAUUGCAAUCGGAAGAUCAGGUGCAAUACCUCCGCUAGUGAACCUUCUAGAAACUGGAAACUUCCGCGGCAAAAAGGACGCGUCAACGGCUCUGUACUCUCUGUGUUCCGUGAAGGAGAACAAAGUGAGAGCAGUACAAGCUGGCGUGAUGAAGCCUUUGGUGGAACUAAUGGCGGAUUUCAGUUCAAACAUGGUGGAUAAAUCGGCGUUCGUAGCGAGCGAAUUAAUAUCAGUGACGGAGGCAAGGGCGGCGCUGGUGGAGGAAGGUGGAAUUCCGGUACUGGUGGAGAUCGUGGAGGUUGGAACACAACGGCAGAAGGAAAUUGCUGUUGCGAUACUGUUACAGCUGUGUGAGGACAGCGUGGCGUAUCGUACUAUGGUGGCUCGCGAAGGAGCCAUUCCUCCUUUGGUCGCUUUGUCGCAGUCCGGUACCAGUCGCGCUAAACGAAAGGCGGAGACACUGAUUGAUCUUCUACGGCAACCAAGAUCCGGUAACGCCGCUGCAACAGCAGUAGCAAGAGCCUCUGGUGUGUCAGUCUGAACUGUCCCUACAUGUUCCUCUUUUGUUUGUUUCUUUGUUUUUGUAUCAUACCAGUCCAACAAAGCACAAAUUAUGGACGAAAUAGAAAAGAAAUUUACCCAAAAAAAAAAAAGGAAAAGUCGAAAAUUGUAAAUGCCUUGUGUAUUUUAGCAAAAGCUUUGUAAAUUUGUGGGUUUUGAUUUGACCACGGUUUGUCUUUUCCUUAUUUGGUUGGUUUACACUUUACCAAUUACUUGUAUGCAGAUUGUUGUUCCUUUCCCUUUUAGAUAAGCGAUUAUGAUUUGAAGUA
This is a messenger RNA of Nicotiana tabacum (common tobacco), 1534 nucleotides long. RefSeq lists its product as uncharacterized. Gene Ontology annotation, molecular function: protein binding. NCBI's taxonomy places the organism in Eukaryota, Viridiplantae, Streptophyta, Magnoliopsida, Solanales, Solanaceae. The record is from RefSeq and is a predicted model, not a curated record.